GUAAGUCAAGGCCCGCCCGCCGCUGUGCCGACGGCCAGGAGAGCGGGGUCCCCGCGGAAAUCGGGCGCGGGGCGCAGCGGAGGGGCCGGACCGCGGUCUCCCCCCGCCCCCGGGGUCUCGGCCCCGCCCGGGCACGCCCGACCGCCGGGCGCGCCUGUGCCACCGCCCCGCCCCGCCCCGUCCCUGGCCCGCCCACCGAGGCCGCGCUCCUCCCGGCGGCGCGCUUUUCCCGCGCGGUUUCCCGACUCGGGGGCCCGGCUCGGUCCCCCCCGGCCCCCGGCGGCGAUGGAGAGGACCCGCGCCGAGGUGGACGCGACGCUGCAGACCGCCAAGCUGGACGCGGCCGAGCUGCUGCCCGCCGCGCACUGUCUGCGCUUCGGGCCCGCGGCCACCGGCGACGUGUGCCUGCUGGAGCUGGAGCCCGCGCUGUGCGCGCAGCUGCGCGCCGGGCGCAGUCUGGUGAUUCGUGGUGAUAAGGAUGAGCAGGCUGUUCUGUGCAGUGAAGACAAAACGUACGAUUUGAAAGUAGCAGACACUUCCAAUAUGUUGCUUUUUAUUCCUGGUUGUAAAAUUCCAGAGCAGCUGAAGAUGGAAGAAACACACUGUAACAUUAUUCACACUGAGAUCUUUGGUUUUACUAACAAUUACUGGGAAUUAAGAAGAUGUAGACCUAAACUAAAGAAGUUAAAGAAACUUUUGAUGGAAAAUACCUAUGAAGGACCUGACAGUGAAAAAGAAAAGGAUUCCAGUCACUUAAAAUAUACGACUGAAGAUUUGCUUGAUCAAAUUCAGGCAAGUGAGGAAGAAAUAAUGACUCAGUUACGAGUUCUCAAUGCCUGUGAAAUUGGAGGUUAUUGGAGGAUUCUCGAAUUUGAUUAUGAGAUGAAACUUCUGAAUCAUAUAACUCAGCUUGUGGAUUCCGAAUCUUGGUCUUUUAGCAAAGUUCCUUUGAAUACAUGCCUUCAGGAACUUGGACCAUUGGAGCCAGAGGAAAUGAUUGAACACUGUCUUAAAUGUUAUGGAAAGAGAUACACAGAGGAAGGUGAAGUUUAUUUUGAACUGAGUGCAGAUAAGAUAUGCAGAGCUACAGCACAGAUGCUACUUCAGAACGCAGUGAAAUUCAAUCUUGCCGAGUUUCACGAAGUAUGGCAACAGAGUGUUCCCGAAGGAAUGACGACCAGACUGGAUCAGCUGAAGGGUUUGGCCUUGGUGGAUAGACAGUCAAGACCGGAAGUCAUAUUUCUGUUGAAAGCAGAAGACUUACCUGAGGGGGAUCAGGAACGUUUCAAUAGUCUGUUCUCUUUGAGAGAGAAGUGGACAGAAGAAGAUAUUGCUCCAUAUAUUCAAGAUUUGUGUGGAGAGAAGCUAACCAUUGGUGCACUACUCACAAAAUAUGCUCGAUCUUCAAUGCAAAAUGGUGUCAAAGUUUAUAACUCAAGAAGACCCAUUUCUUAAAAAGAACAAGUUUUUUCUUUGGGACUAAAGUUGCUGGAUAUAAGAAAGUGUUUUUUUAAGUAUUUGGAUAGCAGACUUUGAAAACCUAAUGCUUUGAGGCCUUUUCGCCUCAUCUUAAGUAUUUUAAAACUACUGCUCUUUUUUCUUAAAGGUGAUAGGAUAUUUUAUGUCUUUCAGGAUAUGUUUGUUUCAUGUACACAGUGUAAACAAGGACAAAAGUGUUACUUUCUACAUUUAGUAUAUCUUGGCAGUCUAUAUGAGUUCAUUUAUAGAGUAACAGGUUUGGUUUUUUAUAUUGGAAAUUGCAUUUCUUUAAUUAGGAUUUGACAUUCUAGUCAUUAAUAAAUUUUAAAGUUUUCAGAGAACUAAAUA
Messenger RNA from Cervus elaphus (red deer), 1827 nucleotides. It is a transcript of the gene DSCC1, whose product is annotated as DNA replication and sister chromatid cohesion 1. Gene Ontology annotation, biological process: mitotic sister chromatid cohesion; maintenance of mitotic sister chromatid cohesion. NCBI's taxonomy places the organism in Eukaryota, Metazoa, Chordata, Mammalia, Artiodactyla, Cervidae. The record is from RefSeq and is a predicted model, not a curated record. The coding region runs from base 286 to 1455 and encodes 389 amino acids. Gene Ontology annotation, cellular component: Ctf18 RFC-like complex; chromosome, centromeric region; chromatin. The transcript is spliced from 9 exons.